GCUGCGCCUCGUGUGUGAGAGCUUGGGCGCCGCCCGCGGUGGAACGGCCGAGCGCUUCAGCUGUGCGGCUCCUCACAGCAUAAAAGAAGGAGACAGCAGAUACUGAAUUGAACUGGAGCAUUGUGUCGUCGCGGAAACUUGGAGAGGGAUCAGCUUUGCUGCUGUAGCCUUUGCUUUGCGCCCACGGGAGUUAGGCGGUUGCUUUGGUUGGUCAGAAAUGGCUAGCGGUGGUAGCUGGUUUAAGAGUAUUGGAGAACCUGACUCUGUCCCCACACAAAAGACGACUUUGCCAGCUUGGGUUCCUAAGCGGCCGCCUUCAAGGAAGUCACAGGCUACGAUUGUAAGGUCAAAACUUCCACGUCCUAAGAGCUGGAGCGCACAAAAAUUGGCACAAAUUCCAGCAGUUCCUUCAGAGAAAGACCUAGCAGAGUUCAUCGCAAGAUAUAAACAGGGAACAAUAAACCCAGUGUCUGCCUUAUAUCAGUUUGCACAAAUGCACCAGGCACAACUUGAGUUUAAAGAAACUAACGUGGCAGGAAAUAUCAUAAGGCCUUAUUUUGCCCUCUGUGCUGUGAUAAAUGGGAUUUCCUACAAGGCUGGACGGGGAACAAAUAAGAAGGAAUCUAAAUUAAAUGCAGCUAAACUGGCUCUUAAUGAGCUGCUUAACCUGGAGCAGUCUGAAGAGUCAGGUCCUUCUGGUAUUCCUGCUGAGCCCCAGACACAGACGGCACGUGUUUCAAGACUCAGUUUUGGUGGCGAGUAUGAGGUCGUAGCCCUAGGAACAGGAGAGUGUAAUUACAGUCGGUACUUAAAGUCUUGUGGGAGAGUGGUGCUUGACAGCCAUGCCGUUGUUGCUGCAAGGCGUUCUCUGCUCAGGUAUUUCUACAGACAUCUUUUGCUGUUCUAUGAUGAGAAUGCAGCAAGCACAGCGAAAUCUGUAUUUUGCGCAGCUCCAGACUCAAAGCUGCUUACCCUAAAACAGAACACAACUGUCUUUCUCUACAUGAAUCAGCUUCCCAAAGGAACUGCUCAGUUAAAAUCAGAGCUACAUCUCAAACCACAAUCUCUGUCUGCCUAUGAAACUAAUGAAGAUCUGAGCCUUCAUGUUGUCAUAGAGGGCAAGAUUUACCUAGCUGCAUGCUGUCCACAUAAAACUCUUAAAGUGACCAGUAUGUCAGCUAGUGACAAAUUAACUAAGUGGCAAGUGGUUGGAGUUCAGGGAGCGUUACUGAGUCACUUCAUUGAACCAGUGUACAUCAGCAGUAUUCUUGUAGGAAAUGGAAAUUGCAAGAAUACAAAAGGGCUAGAAAUAGCUGUAAACCAGCGUGUUGAUGAUGCACUUCUGUCAGAGCUUCCCGUGCCUUACCUUGUCAACAGAUCUCACAUUCACUUGGUGAAUGCUGCAUACCCAAUUCAGACAGAAUUUCAGUGGGAGUCUCUUAGUUUGAACUGGUCUUUGUCAGAUUCGUCACUGGAGGUUGUGGAUGGGCUGAGUGGAAAAACCACAGAAAGUUCACCAUUCAAAACUGGCACUUCCAUGGCAAGUCGCCUUUGCAAGGCAGCAAUGUUCAGUCGUUGCAGAGCGCUUGCUAAGGAAGCAGAGCGGAAUGACUUGCUUCAAGUUGCAACAUACUAUGAAGCCAAGAUGCAAUCCAAACUGUACCAAAAAGCUAAAAACUUACUGCAAAGCUUCUUGGAGCAACGUAAUUAUGGAUCCUGGAUUGUGAAGUUGCCAUGUUUUGAGCAGUUCAAUGACUGAGAGGUGGACUGUGUAUCAUGUCAGUUCAGAUAAUUUCUAUAGUUCUGGUUAAUAAAAUGUUUAAUUGUAGGGUUCACGUUUUCAGCAAGAAAAGCAUCCCAGAGCUGCUGCUGUUUGAGUGCAGUUGUUGAACCAUCUGUAGCACUUUAGUCUUGUCCAAAAAGUUGGUGCUUCCUUUGGAGUACCCUGCAGACUUGCAAAUCCCUUAUGUCAGUUGAUUUCUGCUUCUUUGUUCCCUGCCCUUCCCCUCGCUCCAAUGGAUUUAAUAAUGUUGCAUUGUUUGUUGUUGUAGGAUUACAGUGUGGUGGUUUUUUUUGUUUCUUCUGCCCUUUUCACAACUGUCUUUUUUUUAAAAAAAAGGGCAGAUAUUUUCUGAGAGGAGUAUCAAUGUAAGAUUCAGGAACAAAAGUAGGCAACUUGUGCUCUUACAUAGGCAACUUCUCCAAGUCAUUAAGACUUCAGCCUGAGUUUGCUGAGUGGCUUUUAUUUUACUGUGUAGAGGGGUUAAAAAUCAAUCUCUUCUUUUCCAGAUGUGAAACUUUGAAUUACCAAGCUGUUACUCAGCUGUUUUGUGACAAUCAGUGGUUUUUGUAGUGAGACUUGACACUUUUAAGAUGCUUUAAGUAAUAGAGUAGUGUGAUGUUGUACAGAAGCUCAAGGUGCCUUCAGCUUUUGUGGGCCACCCCAAGCCCCUCAUCUGUUAGUGCUUGCAGAUUAGUUGGACUCUUUACGCCCACAUACUGCUUUAUCACCCUACUGACGAGUCCUCCCAAAAUUGUCUGUGUAAUCUGCAUGUCAAGAGGGAAGUUGCUUUAAGUUUUGAUAAUAAUAUGCUGAAGUGAUGAUAUGGUUUUGAAUGAUGUUAAGUACCAUACUUGUGUGCUGUUGUGGAACACAAGUGUAUUUCAGCCACUUCCAUCCUGUUCCUUGUGUUUUGUAUACCGCGCAAUGUAGGAAGCUGUUCCAUCACAUUUACAUUACAGCACUACAUUAUAAGCACUGUUUAUGUUAACGUUUCAGCUAUUUCUUACAAGAGCAAAAACUUCCUUCUGGUGCGCUGUUUGUCCUUUAAUUUGUUUUUCUAACUAGUACAGGGAGCUGAUCUUAGGCUGAUUUUCAAAUGGUGAAACUCCCUAAUGUGUUGUCAUGGACAUAUUCUUUCUAUUCUGCUGUUUUCUGUUACCAUCUUUUAACUCCUGGAGGUGGGAGUGGUGGUGUUGGGUUGUCAUCUUGUGGCACAUAGUCCGCAUAAUUUGUUCCCUAUAGUGUUUGCUUUCUGAGAAUGCUCAAGAAUGGCCAUCCUCUUCUAGGCUAGAGCAUGACGUUGCCUUUUCAGAGGUAUUAAAACAAAAAUAAAAUUCCUUGAUGCUAUA
Molecule: messenger RNA, 3132 nt
Organism: Pogoniulus pusillus (Red-fronted tinkerbird)
Lineage: Eukaryota; Metazoa; Chordata; Aves; Piciformes; Lybiidae
Gene: ADAD1
Product: adenosine deaminase domain containing 1
Exons: 11
Coding region: 218-1759 (513 amino acids)
Biological process (GO): RNA processing; adenosine to inosine editing
Cellular component (GO): nucleolus; cytoplasm
Molecular function (GO): double-stranded RNA adenosine deaminase activity; double-stranded RNA binding; tRNA-specific adenosine deaminase activity
Source: RefSeq, a predicted model, not a curated record